AUGGGGAGGCUGCUGCUGUUGGUUGGGCUGGCUUUUCUGAUGAAACACAGUGAUGGUACUGCCUACAAGCUGGUGUGUUAUUUCACCAACUGGGCACAUAGUCGGCCAGGCCCUGCCUCCAUCUUGCCCCAUGACCUGGACCCCUUUCUUUGUACACAUCUGAUAUUUGCCUUUGCCUCAAUGAACAACAAUCGGAUUGUUGCCCAGAAUCUUCAUGAUGAGAAUUUUCUCUACCCAGAGUUCAACAAACUCAAGGAGAGGAACAGAGAGCUGAAAACACUGCUGUCCAUCGGAGGGUGGAACUUCGGCACAUCACGGUUCACCACUAUGCUGUCCACACUUGCCAACCGUGAAACAUUUAUUGACUCAGUCAUAUCCUUCCUGAGAACACAUGACUUUGAUGGUCUUGACCUCUUCUUCUUGUACCCUGGAUUACGAGGCAGCCCCACACAUGACCGUUGGAAUUUUCUCUUCUUAAUUGAAGAGCUCCAGUUUGCCUUUGAGAAGGAGGCCCUGCUUACCCAGCAGCCACGGCUGCUGCUGUCGGCUGCUGUCUCUGGCAUCCCACACAUCAUCCAAACCUCUUAUGAUGUGCGCUUUUUAGGAAGACGUCUGGAUUUCAUUAAUGUCUUGUCUUAUGACUUACAUGGAAGUUGGGAGAAGUUUACAGGACACAACAGUCCCCUAUUCUCUCUUCCUGAAGACUCCAAAUCUUCAGCAUAUGCUAUGAAUUAUUGGAGAAAGCUUGGAGCACCCACAGAUAAGCUUAUCAUGGGCUUCCCCACCUAUGGACGUACCUUUCAGCUCAUCAAAGCAUCUAAGAAUGGAUUGCAGGCUGCUUCGAUGGGACCAGCAUCUCCUGGGAAGUACACCAAGCAAGCUGGCUUUUUGGCUUACUUUGAGGUCUGUUCCUUUGUCCAGAGAGCAAAAAAGCACUGGAUUGAUCAUCAAUUUGUCCCAUAUGCCUACAACGAGAAAGAGUGGCUUGGCUAUGAUGACACUGUCAGCUUCCAUCACAAGGCAAUGUUUGUGAAAAAAGAACAUUUUGGAGGGGCCAUGGUGUGGACACUGGAUAUGGAUGAUGUCAAGGGCACUUUCUGUGGCAAUGGCCCUUUCCCCCUUGUCCAUGUAUUGAAUGAGCUCUUGGUGAAGGCAGAAUUCAACUCAACCCCUCUGCCACAAUUUGGGUUUACAUCGUCUGUGAAUUCCUCAGGACCUGGUUCUGAGAGUCUGGCUGUGACAAAGGCAUUGACCACUGAUACUAUAAAGAUUUUUCCUCCAGGAGGAGAGGUUAUGUUCACUGAUGUCAAUAGAAAGCAUGAAAACAUGACUAUAAUCUCCAAUGGUGGAUUUAUGACCCCCGGGGGAACAGCAUCUCCUACAACACAUACUGUAGCUUUAGAAAGUAACACUAUGGCUCCUGGGGCAAAGACUAUGACUUCACUGGACCUUCUCUCUGAGACCACCACUGGGAUAACAGGAACAUUCCAGACACAGACAAUAAGGAAAGACAUCAUGGCCACAGUGCAUUAUCAGUCUGUGACCCCUGCAGGGAUAAAUAAGACUCUUGUCUAUCUUCAGACUAUGAUUCCCAAAGAGAAGGGAACUUCGAAAAAGAAGGCUGAGGUCCUUGGAAAGGUCACUGUUCUCCCCAGAGAGAUAACCAGAGAGAAGGGAACUUCCAGAGAGAAGGCUGAGGUCCUUGGAACAGUCACUGUUCCCCCUAUAGAUAUGCUCGUUACCCCUAAUAGACAGAGUACAAUUCUAAAAUGGGAGAGUUUGAUUACCGAGGUGGAAACCUAUUCCCAAGAUGGGUAA
This is a messenger RNA of Psammomys obesus (fat sand rat), 1818 nucleotides long. RefSeq names its product oviductal glycoprotein 1 (gene Ovgp1). Bases 1 to 1818 code for a protein of 605 amino acids. NCBI's taxonomy places the organism in Eukaryota, Metazoa, Chordata, Mammalia, Rodentia, Muridae. Gene Ontology annotation, cellular component: extracellular region. The transcript is spliced from 12 exons. Gene Ontology annotation, molecular function: chitinase activity; chitin binding. Gene Ontology annotation, biological process: carbohydrate metabolic process; chitin catabolic process. The record is from RefSeq and is a predicted model, not a curated record.